Messenger RNA from Saccostrea echinata, 1707 nucleotides. Its product is annotated as sushi, von Willebrand factor type A, EGF and pentraxin domain-containing protein 1-like. The coding region runs from base 14 to 1132 and encodes 372 amino acids. Lineage: Eukaryota; Metazoa; Mollusca; Bivalvia; Ostreida; Ostreidae. The transcript is spliced from 5 exons. The record is from RefSeq and is a predicted model, not a curated record.
UUCGCCUAGAGUGAUGAAAGUUGAAAUAUACCGAACGGUGAUUUUUGUCCUUCUACCACAAAUAAGAGCUGUGGACAUUGAGGUUUCGACGGCGGAUAAUAGGAAAUAUGUGAAGCUGAGUACGCAUUGCAUUGUUGCUGCAGGCAGAUCGUUCUACACAUUCCAGGUCAAGGCAAAGAACGACGCACAUAUUGCCUUAAUGAGCGAAGACGAUGACGCACGCCCUCUGUAUGAGAUUGUUAUUGGAGGCUGGGGAAAUAAAAAGUCAUGUAUCCGAACAGGUAAACAGCUUCCAUGCUUGAGUACCUAUCAACAAACAGUACUAAGUCAAACUGCCUAUAGGUUAUUUUGGGUGUCUUGGAUUGGAGGAUACAUCGUAGUUGGUGAAGGGGAUGUCGUUAAUAAGAACGUAUUUAUGAGCUACCAUCACUCAAAUCCGUAUCAUGUUAAUUUCUUUGCUGUGAUGACUGGAUGGAGUUCUAGUGGACAAUGGAAAUUCAGCAACGACGUGAGGUGCACUCUGCAAGCCUUCAACAAUACCAGAAUAGUAGAGAACUACACGGACUGCGUUGGAACCACGACGUACGAGUGUGACAGCGGUUAUUUUCUCCACAGUGGAAACUUACAACGCACCUGCUUCUCCAACAGGACGUGGUCAGGGGAACCUCCUUAUUGUAAACAAAUUUCAUGUCCACAAAUUUCAUCGACGGUCUCUUAUGCAAUCCAACACCAAGAUACAGAUAUUGGAGGAAACGUCACUGCCGUCUGCUCUGAUAACUUUCGUCACUCAUCCGGUCACCUGACCAGAGAGUGUACCUCUAAUGGGUCGUGGGAUGGCGAGGAACCUGUUUGCUUACGUUGCAGGUGCCCGUGUUCAUUGAUUGGUCAGCAGGGGUUCAACUCUUCAAGUGAACUAGAACAAAGACUUAAACAGUUGAAAAGGGAACUAGAGAUCGCUAAAAACUCCACAAGUUCCUUUUAUCGAAAGAGGAACUGUGCUUUGGACAAUCGACUUUCGUCCGCCAGCCUUGGAUAUUUGUGUGGCUAUGGUGUAAUUAUUUCCAUUGCUGUAUAUUUGGUGAUUCCAGAUUUAUCGAUAUUGUACAGACAUUUUCGAUUUGGAGCAGACUGAAAUAUUUCAACAACCAUUUGUGCAAGAUUAUUUAAUACACUUUUGUCGAAAUAUUCUCUUAGGUACUUAAUUCUUCAUGGUAUCUUGUUGCAUUUCUUCUACCCCGCCUACCCCUUUCCUAGCCUUUCCUGGCAUACUCUAAUACAUAUAAAGGCGUUCACAUCUUAUGAACCAUUGUGGCUGCUAAUCAAUCGAAGAAAAAGUGUUGAUAUUCCAUAAAGAACGGUGAAACACCAAUCAAACCACAGUAAGUUAUAACGUUUUCAAGAUUGACGAACAUUUAGAUAUUUAAGAACAAUUAAUCUGUUAUGUAAGACAUAUGUAUUUGUUUGUAUUAUUUUCUUCAACUUUAAUUCAGAAAACAUCGUCUUUAUAUCUAUUCACAAAUUAAAAAAAAUAACACAAAUUUUUAUAUGUAUGGGUGUGGGUGUGCGUUCAUUAUACUGAACGAAAGACAUUCUAUGUUCUGCAAUGAUUUCUUAAGUCUUCUCUUAGGUCCAUUAUUUGUACACGUUUACAUCUGUUUUUCUAUGAUUCAAUAACACUUUUCCUGUAGUAAAAAAAACAGCCGGUUA